Messenger RNA from Astrephomene gubernaculifera, 2358 nucleotides. Lineage: Eukaryota; Viridiplantae; Chlorophyta; Chlorophyceae; Chlamydomonadales; Astrephomenaceae. The record is from the annotation of a GenBank genome assembly.
UUUAACCAGCUCCGCCUUGGCGUGAUUGCUCCGUUGGCUUGGUGGCUCGCUAGGGACCAUCAAGUAAUACAGAUUGCUACAAACUAUGGUAUUUAUUUUUAACUAAAUAGCUCUUAGGAACAUGCUAGGCCAGUUGCGUUCAAUAGGUCAAAGUGUUGCGGCGCCGGGGUACAUAGUCGCCCACGUUCGCGGAGCGCUAUGCUCAACAGAGGCGCUGCCCAGGGCAGCAUGCAUUGUAGGGUCAGGAUGCUCUAAUGGACCUUCAGCGGAAGAGGAGGAGGCGAUAGAUGAGACGCAGAUUGUUCUCGGCGGGCAUCUAGCGAAGUUGGCAACGGAGCAUGCACAGGAUGCUUCCAAUCUGCGGCAUCUUACGCUCGGGCUAGUGGCGUCUCGCGGUCCACAGUCUUGGUCUUCGAUCAGUUCUUCACGCGGUCUCCAGCCGCUGACGAACCCGGCCGCGUCGCGCUGGAUUGUAACCUCUAGUUGUUCGCUUUACAGGGCGCGUUCGUACCAGGAUGACGGCUUGGACGAUAACGAACACCCCAGGGGUUCUCGCCGCCGCGACCAUGACCGCGGGUCUUACCGCAGGAGCAACGCCGAUGUUGAAAACAACAACUAUUCCAAAUAUCGACGACAGAAAGAUCGCCCUUACAACAGCAAUCGGGAAAGCCCCCGACGUGACCGAGAAAGCGGCAUGCAAGGAGAUUUCGGCAUCGGCGACGGUUGGGGCGAGCGCAUCGUGGGUGGCUCAGCAGCAGCAAGCAAACAACAGCCGGAAGCGGACGCAACCAGGCCUCGGACCAACAGCUACGAGUAUGAAAGGAAACAGCGGGCGUACCAGGAGUCCACCACUUGGGAGCGUCGCGAGGAGCAGCUACGCGCGGCUAAGGAGGUAACAGCGCAGCUGAAGAAGGCCGGCAGCUGGUCGGAGUUGAACCGCAUCCUAACGGAUACGCCGUACAACCACAUGGGUCCAGAACAGGUGUCUUGGGCCCUUAGCAAGUACGCCGAUCUGAUCCUGAAGGACACCCAGCAACGACCGCAGCAGCAAUCACAACAAGGGCGCAGCAGCAGCAGCAGCAGCGGCACUACCACCUACGUCUCGCCCGAGCAGCAGCAAUUUCAUACGGCCGUCAACAUGUACGGCAGUAACAGCAGUGUCAGCCCUGCCGUACAGUCACCGUCGUCGUACUUGCCGUUCGUCACCUACGCUACGCCCCCGGAAGAAGUCACGGAGCGCCUGCAUACCCUGGUUGCCGACACGGUUCCCUUCACAACCAUGCGCCAUCUAGCCCUCAUGCUCAUGAAUCUUUCACGUGUGCCGCACAGCCCGCUUAGCAGCUGCCAGGGCACGGCGCCUGCCGUACAUACACCAGAUUCCAGUCAGGGCUCUAACAGCCGCGACGACAACGGUCACAACCGCCUUAACCAACAAAGUGUCCUACAUAUGCUCCUACAACGGCUGCAGUUGCUGCUCCAGCCAAGCGACGGGCCCCACGCCACAGCAGAAGGACCCAUGGGUGGCAAGAGCCCCUAUUACUCCUCCUCCUCCUCUUCCUCGCCCUCCUCAUUUGAACGUGAGCGCGAUUGGGACGCGCCCUGGCAGAUCCAGAUGGUCGUACGACAGCUCAGCAUGUCAUGUGUUGCCCUGCGACGGUUGCACGUGGCCGACCCACUCGUGUAUCGCGCCAUUGCGGCCCGUGCGACGCCGUUACUGGAGAGCUCCGCCGCCGCCUACCUGAGGGGAGAGCCAUUGGCGGGAAUCAUCCUAGCGUUCAGCGUGGCCGACAACCCGGAACCACGGUUCAUGCGACUCGCUCUGAGCACCGCAACCCGCCCCGGCAGCCUGACUCGCCUCCGCACGCCCUACUACGCGGCAUCCCUGCUGAACUGCGCCUGCAGGGCGGGGCUGACGGACCCGGAGAUCCUGAACCCGCUGGCGGAUCGCCUGGUAGCCCUCAUGGAGUCCGCCGCCAGCAGCAGCAGCGGCGGCGGCAGCGGCGGUGAUAGGCAGCAGCAGCACCGUGAGGAGAAGGAGGAGAGCAGGGGCAGCAGCAGCGACAGGGAGGAGGCGGGUGAUGGAGAUGAGGGGGAGGAGACGGGCGUUGCCGCGGAGGAGGCACAGGCGACGUUGAGGCCGCGGGAGGUGGCGUUCCUGCUGCAGGCGUGUGCUGCGGUGGGGUUCAACAGCCAUGCAGCCCUGCUGGGCGCACUUUCGGCGGAGAUUCAGCGGUGCCGUUCCUCCUGGCCGCUUCCCUGGAGGCUGCAGGCCGCUCAAUACCUGCUGUCCCUGGGAGUGGACCUGCUGGGCGCCCCAGCCGGCCCUCAGCAGCAGCAGCAACUGCAGCAGCAAGGGGG